This is a messenger RNA of Pogoniulus pusillus (Red-fronted tinkerbird), 3504 nucleotides long. RefSeq names its product G protein subunit beta 1 (gene GNB1). Gene Ontology annotation, biological process: G protein-coupled receptor signaling pathway. Gene Ontology annotation, cellular component: heterotrimeric G-protein complex; cytoplasm. The transcript has 12 exons. Bases 462 to 1484 code for a protein of 340 amino acids. Gene Ontology annotation, molecular function: protein binding; signaling receptor complex adaptor activity. Lineage: Eukaryota; Metazoa; Chordata; Aves; Piciformes; Lybiidae. The record is from RefSeq and is a predicted model, not a curated record.
GGGGUUUCCUGGCCGGGCAGCACGGGCGGGGCGGAGGAGGGGGGGAAGGUUAACCGCGCCCAGGCUCUCGCUUCCCGAUGGCUGCGGGGAGCUGAGCGGGCACCCAGCGCGCAAGGAGGAGUCGAGACCCAGCGACACCCCCCUCCCCCGCGACUCUCUCCUUCCGACUCGGCUCCCCGGCCGGCGCUGCUGCCUUCCCGGGACCCGCCGGGCAGAGCGCGGGCUGCUCCCCUUCUCCUCCGCCCCCUCCUCCUUCUCCUCCGCCCCCCUUUCCCCUCCCCAGGCCGGCGGGACGCGGGCAGGAGCCGCGGGCGACGGACGUACCGGCCCGGUUAAUGAGCAGCGGCCGGAAGGGCAGAAUUUACAUGUUUGACAGCAGAAGUUGGCUUUCUACUGCAGUGAGAGGAAAUAUUUCUGGUUGUUUCAGAGGUGGCAGUGAAGCACACCUUUAGCACAGGAAAAUGAGUGAGCUCGACCAGUUACGCCAGGAGGCUGAGCAACUGAAAAACCAAAUCAGAGAUGCUAGGAAAGCAUGUGCAGAUGCCACCCUGGCUCAGAUCACAGCCAAUAUUGACCCAGUGGGGAGAAUUCAGAUGCGCACUAGAAGAACACUGCGGGGACACCUGGCUAAAAUUUAUGCAAUGCAUUGGGGGACUGAUUCCAGGCUUCUAGUUAGUGCCUCCCAGGAUGGCAAACUUAUAAUUUGGGACAGCUAUACUACAAACAAGGUGCAUGCUAUUCCCCUGCGCUCGUCCUGGGUGAUGACUUGUGCAUAUGCUCCUUCUGGAAAUUAUGUGGCUUGUGGUGGUCUUGAUAACAUCUGUUCCAUUUAUAACUUGAAAACUCGUGAAGGGAAUGUACGUGUCAGCCGUGAACUAGCUGGUCACACAGGAUACUUGUCAUGCUGUCGCUUCUUGGAUGAUAAUCAAAUUGUUACCAGCUCUGGCGACACCACUUGUGCUCUCUGGGACAUAGAAACUGGUCAGCAGACAACUACAUUUACUGGGCACACUGGAGAUGUCAUGAGUUUGUCCCUUGCUCCUGAUGCCCGGUGUUUUGUUUCUGGUGCCUGUGAUGCCUCUGCCAAACUGUGGGAUGUUAGAGAAGGAAUGUGCCGGCAAACCUUCACUGGCCACGAGUCGGACAUCAAUGCCAUCUGUUUCUUCCCAAAUGGCAAUGCAUUUGCCACAGGCUCGGAUGAUGCUACCUGCAGGCUCUUUGAUCUUCGGGCUGAUCAGGAACUCAUGGUUUAUUCACACGACAACAUCAUCUGUGGCAUCACCUCCGUAGCAUUUUCCAAGAGUGGACGUCUGCUCCUAGCUGGUUAUGACGACUUCAACUGCAAUGUCUGGGACACGCUGAAAGCUGAUAGAGCAGGUGUCCUUGCUGGUCAUGAUAACCGUGUCAGUUGCUUAGGUGUGACUGACGAUGGUAUGGCAGUGGCAACAGGGUCAUGGGACAGCUUCCUCAAGAUCUGGAACUGAAGUAGAGUGCCGGACUCCAUGACUGGAAGAAGUUUCCCAACGGUUGAAAAUUUAAACAAACAAAACAAACAAAACAAAACAAAACAAAAAGAUGAUAGCAUAUCCAAUCCAACCAUACUAACUUGGACCCCCAUCCUCCCCAACUUCAAAGGGCAAGAUCUUUUCCGUCUCCUGUUGCUGAAAUGAAGAGCACAAUUACCUUUCCAAGAAGAAUUUCUGUGUUGUAAGCAAAAUGAAAUUGUGCAUUCCUUUUGGGACCAUUACUUUUUAUUUUUUUGGUGGUUGUUCCUUUUGUUUUGUGGGUGUGUAAUUUUUUUUUUCUUUUCUUUUUUUUUUUUUUUUGUUUUCCUCCUCCUCUUUUUUUUUUGUCUUGAGAGUUUAAAAAUGAAACACUAUCAUAAAAGCAUGACCAGAAAAUAAACUUGAGCAUAAUUGUGAAACAGUUUAGCUUUUCACCGUAGUUUCCAAGUCGAAGUUAAGGACUUGUAGCUCACACACUUGCAAAUUUUAAAGUCAUGUUUCUAGCAGGGUUUUUUUCUUUUCCAAGUUUCCUUUUGAAAUACAUUUCUUUGUGUAUUUAAUUGAGCAAAACAAGGGAGUCCUAGCCCAGAGCACCUGGGAGUUGUUAACUCUGUAAAUUUAGUCCCUCCUUUUUUUUUUGGCUGUUUAUUUUCUAGUAUCACAGAUAAUUGUUGCACAAAACUUGGCAUAUAUAGGAUAAUGUUAAGCAGUAAGGUAACCAAGCACAUGCUGUAAAAGGUAAUGAAUGCUUGUUUAAAGAAUCCUUUCACCUUUUAUGGAUAACAAAUGCAAUCCUUGGUCCCUCCUGCCCCCCCUCCCCCCCAACUUUUUUUCACCACACUGAUUUUUUUAAUCUCUUUUGGUUUUGUCCACUUGAAAGGGCAGUUUAUAUAUCCUAACACUAUCCUCUAAGUCUCAACAACCAGGAAUCUCUGUUUUCAAAAGAGACCUAUCCUACACUUGGGGUAUCGAGUCAAUUCUUUGUGUAUGAAACGAUGUACAAAUCAAUGUUUUGAAAAUAAUGAUCUUGAACUUUCUAAGUUAAAACAGAAAACAAAAAAAUAAACCUUUUUUUGAUUGUUUGCCAUAUUGGGUGGGUUUACUCUUAGAAAUCGCAUGCUGUAGAAAUGCUAAACAAGUGCAUAUUGGACUAAGUCCUUCGAUGUUUUUUCUUUGGAGAAAUAACCUGUUUAAAAACUGUAACCAUUGUCGCUGUAUUCAUUUAUUGUUGCUACUCUGUGCAUAAAUCUAUGAAGAACUCAAGUACCAAGCUAUGCACGUUUUGGAGUAGCGUGAGAAGUCACUUUUUUUAUUGGGUUGUUGUUGGUUUUUUUUUUUCUCUUUCCUUUUUGGUUUUCUUUUUCUGGUUGUUUUUUUUUUUUUGGGUUUUGUUUGUUUGUUUUGGGGUUUUGGUUUGUUUGGUGUUUGUUUUUUUUUUAAAGAAACAGCCUGUUCAAACAAUCGCUGUCAAAAGAUUCUGGGGUGUGGGAGGAGGGAACCUUAAGACCAUCUUCUUUAUAAACCAAACGAAAUCAGUUCCUCACAGCCAGUUGUUCCUCUUGUAAGGAUGAGUCCUUUGCAUCUGAUCAGAGUCAUUUUUGUAACGAGCAGGUUUUCCUGGCUUUUCUUUUCAAAUAAAAUGUUAAAAGCAGCAGUGUUUGGACAGCAGAUUGUUCUGUUAAACUUUCCUAUCUUCUCACUGUAUCCAGAAAUGCUCCUUCCUAGCAGCAGUAGUAGCUUUUCUCCAUUUUGUUUUUUCUGCAACAUUCUGUACAAAAAUGUGCUGUAAUUGUGCGUUAGGCCUGGAUUUGGCAUAAAAGAUGAAUUCCCUCUUACUCUUUCAUGAAACUACUCUGUAGAGCUUUCUCCACGCCCUGUAUCCCUCUUCACCUUUUGUAUUUAAUUUUCAAGUCAGUGUACUUCAAGAAAGCUGGAUGCAAGAUAGAUACUAUAUUAAAAUGUAAUGUUAUUUAAGAUGUAAUAAAGCAGUUUGACAUGA